Messenger RNA from Cynocephalus volans (Philippine flying lemur), 1066 nucleotides. It is a transcript of the gene ID4, whose product is annotated as inhibitor of DNA binding 4. Gene Ontology annotation, biological process: negative regulation of transcription by RNA polymerase II; circadian regulation of gene expression; cell differentiation. NCBI's taxonomy places the organism in Eukaryota, Metazoa, Chordata, Mammalia, Dermoptera, Cynocephalidae. The coding region runs from base 1 to 486 and encodes 161 amino acids. Gene Ontology annotation, molecular function: transcription regulator activity; protein dimerization activity. The transcript has 3 exons. Gene Ontology annotation, cellular component: cytoplasm; nucleus. The record is from RefSeq and is a predicted model, not a curated record.
AUGAAGGCGGUGAGCCCGGUGCGCCCCUCGGGCCGCAAGGCGCCGUCGGGCUGCGGCGGCGGGGAGCUGGCGCUGCGCUGCCUGGCCGAGCACGGCCACAGCCUGGGCGGCUCGGCGGCCGCGGCGGCCGCGGCGGCGGCAGCGCGCUGCAAGGCGGCCGAGGCGGCGGCCGACGAGCCGGCGCUGUGCCUGCAGUGCGAUAUGAACGACUGCUACAGCCGCCUGCGGAGGCUGGUGCCCACCAUCCCGCCCAACAAGAAAGUCAGCAAAGUGGAGAUCCUGCAGCACGUUAUCGACUACAUCCUGGACCUGCAGCUGGCGCUGGAGACGCACCCGGCUCUGCUGAGGCAGCCGCCACCGCCCGCGCCACCGCACCACCCGGCCGGGACCUGUCCGGCCGCGCCGCCGCGGACCCCGCUCACGGCGCUCAACACCGACCCGGCCGGCGCGGUGAACAAGCAGGGCGACAGCAUUCUGUGCCGCUGAGCCGCGCGGUCCAGGUGUGCGGCCGCCAGAGCCCGAGCCAGGAGCACUAGACAGGGAGGGGGAAGAGCAGAAGUUAGAGAAAAAGCCACCGGAGGAAAGGAAAAAGCAAGAGCAAAUCUAGAAACGUUUUCAUUCGUCAUUCCAAGAGAGAGGGGGAGGAAAGAAAAAUAAACCUUUCAUCCUUUUUUUUUGCACGUUCAUAAACAUUCUACAUACGUAUUCUCUUUUGUCUCCUUUUAUAACCGCUGUGAAUUGUACAUUUCUGUGUUUUUCGGAGGUGCAGUUAAACUUUUAAGGUUUAGUGUGACAGGACUGAUAAAUAGAAGAUCAAGAGUAAAUCCGACUUUAGAAGCCCACUUUGUGACCAAGGAGCUCAAUUUUUGUUUUGAAGCUUUACUAAUAUACCAGAGCAUUGUAGAUAUAUUUUCUUUUUACAUCUAUUGUUUAAAAUAGAUGAUUAUAACGGGGCAGGGAACUUUCUUUUCCCUGCAAGAAUGUUACAUAUUGUAUAGAUAACUGAGUGACAUUUCAUACCAUGUAUAUAUAGAGAUGUUCUAUAAGUGUGAGAAAGUAUAUGCUU